Molecule: messenger RNA, 3032 nt
Organism: Hipposideros armiger (great roundleaf bat)
Lineage: Eukaryota; Metazoa; Chordata; Mammalia; Chiroptera; Hipposideridae
Gene: HEY2
Product: hes related family bHLH transcription factor with YRPW motif 2
Exons: 5
Coding region: 833-1708 (291 amino acids)
Biological process (GO): regulation of DNA-templated transcription
Molecular function (GO): protein dimerization activity; DNA binding
Source: RefSeq, a predicted model, not a curated record
ACUGAAAAGAGGACAGGAGUUGGCCAGGGGGGAUGCCCGGUUGCCAGCACGGGGGGCACUGACAGGCGCGUCCCGGCGCUGGGCGACGCCCCCGCCACUGAAGCUGUGUUUGGGAGCACUUUCAAAAUGGGCCAGGCGAAAAGAAAAACAAAUUGAUUUUUUGUUUUUAAAGAAACUAAAAAAGAUAACUUCCUUUUUAGAGAAGUUAAAGUAGUUUGCGGAUGUCAUAGCUAAGUAGGUUGAGCUUUCCAGGUUGACGUGUGUGACUUGGCUGACGAGAGAAUGAGUGACAGAUGUCACGAUCGUUUCUGGCAUCAUCUCUUUGCUGGUUCUUAAGUCUGGAAAAGAUCGAGGUCGUGAUCACAGAAGCCAGACCUCCACUUUCCAGUGACAGAGGGAGAUUACCGAGGCAUUUUAGUGCCAAGGCGGGUCAAAUGAUAAUUGCUUCUAAUUGGCAUCCUUAGAAGCACCUUAAUUAUUUAUCUGCAGCUGUCACUCAAAGAGCAGAAUUCUUCCUACUUUUGGAAAACUUUCAAUACUGUUUUUUCUUUCAAUGCUGUUAUUCUAACGUGUACAAACCAAAGCCUGAAAUCAGCAAGAGCAAACAUAUUUAUAUGAAACGUUGUUUGCAAAUUAUCUUCUAAUUUUAAAGUGUUGUUGUAUCAUCUUAAAAAAUGAGAUCUGAAAAACAGAAGAUAUGUGAAAGGCAAAACCAGUUGAGAAGGUGUGGGAAUGAGGGAGACAGUUAAUUCAGAAAUAAGAUCCAGAAGUGAGAAGGCAAAGUACUAGCUCUGUGAUUAGAUCGAAUUCUCCAACAACAACAUCUCAGAUUAUGGCAAGAAAGAAAAGAAGAGGGAUAAUAGAGAAAAGGCGUCGAGAUCGGAUAAAUAACAGUUUAUCUGAGCUGAGACGACUGGUGCCAACUGCUUUUGAAAAACAAGGAUCUGCAAAGUUAGAAAAAGCCGAAAUAUUGCAAAUGACAGUAGAUCAUUUGAAGAUGCUUCAGGCAACCGGGGGUAAAGGCUACUUUGACGCGCACGCUCUUGCCAUGGACUUCAUGAGCAUUGGGUUCCGAGAGUGCUUAACGGAAGUGGCGAGGUACCUGAGCUCCGUGGAAGGCCUGGACUCCUCGGAUCCCCUGCGGGUGCGACUGGUUUCUCAUCUCAGCACGUGUGCCUCACAGCGGGAGGCGGCGGCGAUGACGUCCUCCCUGGCCCACCACCACCACCCCCUACAUCCUCACCACUGGGCGGCGGCCUUCCACCAUCUCCCUGCAGCCCUGCUCCAGCCCAACGGACUCCACGCCUCGGAGUCUACGCCUUGCCGCCUCUCCACAACUUCGGAAGUGCCUCCUGCCCACGGCUCCGCCCUCCUCACCGCCACAUUUGCCCACGCAGAUUCUGCCCUUCGGAUGCCGUCUACAGGCAGUGUCGCCCCAUGCGUGCCACCCCUCUCCACUUCUCUCUUGUCCCUGUCAGCCACUGUCCAUGCUGCGGCUGCAGCAGCCACUGCAGCAGCGCACAGCUUCCCGCUGUCCUUCGCUGGGGCGUUCCCCAUGCUGCCCCCAAACGCAGCUGCAGCAGUGGCCGCGGCCACAGCCAUCAGCCCGCCUCUGUCCGUGUCAACCACAUCCAGCCCCCAGCAGACAAGCAGUGGAACAAACAGUAAACCUUACCGACCCUGGGGGACAGAAGUGGGCGCUUUUUAAGUUUUCAGUGAACUUCUUGCAAUAGUAACUGAAUGUCCUUCAUUUCAGAGUCAGCUACAAACCUCUGCACCCAGAGGUAGCCAUGCAGAUGCCUACAGAUCCACAAAGGAACAAUAAAGCUAUUUGAGACACAAACCUCACAAGUGGAAAUGUGGUAUUAUCUUUUUUUUUCCCCCUUUUUUUUUUGUUUUUUUGUUUAAGGCAGCUUGGUAACUGACAUCAGCAACUUUUGAAAAUGGCACACUUGUUUCAAUUUAAAUUUUCCUGGAAAAUAUAUAGACUGUACCAUCCGAGCAGUGCAUCAGUAUCUCUGAAGGGGAGAAGAAAAAUGCCCUGACUGAAUUCUCUUGAAACUAGAUGGAAAAAAAAUAUUCGUUUUUAUUAAGUGCCUGAGCUAAUAAUUUUUUUUUUCUGAACAUAGAACAUUGCACAAGUAAAGAAGAGUGGAGAGAUUAGGUUAAGAAAGAAAGGGGACAGACUUCCUGUGUUAGGCUGCAGGCAUACAAUGCCAGACAAGAGUACUCUGUUGAAACCAACAGGUUUUUAUUGGCCAAAAGGAUUGCUGAAAAUAAUUUUCAAGUUGAAAGGUCUAGUUUUAUCUUCGUUUGCUUUCUCUGUACAGACUUGCCAAGUGAUGACAUUCAGCAAUGCAUUGGUAUAAGCAAUUAUUCCAUCAGUGCUCAGAUUAACAAGUGUUUCUGCCCUGCCUGCAAACAGACCCCCAGGCACUUUUUUUUCCCAUGGCUCAAAAGAUGGUGCUUCUUCAAAUUAACCAUACAUUGAGAGAGUGCACCUAGGAACGCUUGCCUACUGUGUGCCCACCAGAGGCUGUUUGAUUCAUGCCAACUUGAAAACUCCAGUUUAUAAAAGCUUAGAUUAAUUUAUUCAGUUUCAUUUGGACUGUUUCACAUAUUUAUCUUCUUCAUUUUGUCCUGAUAAUGAGUACUGUCUAUUUUUGUCACCUUUUUGGGAAAAGCGGCAUUUCUGGAGGUGAUGAGACAAGGAGAGAGCAUUGGGAAGAGAAAAGCCAUUGAUUUUUAAGUGCUUUUUGUCAAGCUCGCGAUUGUGUUUGAUCCCAAAUCAAGAUGAAUGUAUGCGAUGGGAUGUACAGAAAUUAUUUUUGCCCAUGCCUAGACUAGUGCUACAUAAUGGUGUUUUGGUUUUGUUUUUUUUAUUUUGUUUAAUGACAAAAUAAUCUCUUAAUACAUUGAAAUUGAGCACGUGAGAUUUUAUGUUUGAAAGAUAAAAACACAGCAUGUAUUAUUAUGCACUUCAUUUCUCUGCUGUGUGGAGAAAGCAAUAAACAUGAGAAUGUUAAACAUUA